Molecule: messenger RNA, 3501 nt
Organism: Pipistrellus nathusii (Nathusius's pipistrelle)
Lineage: Eukaryota; Metazoa; Chordata; Mammalia; Chiroptera; Vespertilionidae
Source: the annotation of a GenBank genome assembly
AUGUCCUGGUUUAGCGGCCUUCUGGUCCCCAAAGUGGAUGAACGGAAAACGGCCUGGGGGGAACGCAAUGGGCAGAAGCGCCCUCGUCACAGGACUCGGACCGGUGGCCUCUGCGCACCCCGCUACAUGAGCUGCCUCCGGGAUGCACAGCCGCCCAGCCCGACCCCCGCAGCCCCACCCCAGUGCCCCUGGCAGGAGGAGCCCUUCAUCCGGAGGGGUGGCCCCGGCAAGGGCACCGAGCUGGGGCUGCGGGCCGUGGCCCUGGGCUUUGAGGACCCUGAGACGACGGUGGCGGUCGGGGCGGCUGAGGUGGCGCCCGAGGGAGCACCCAGGAGCAGGCGGUCCUGCUGGCGCCGGCUGGUGCAGGUGUUCCAGUCCAAGCAGUUCCGCUCGGCCAAGCUGGAGCGCCUGUACCAGCGGUACUUCUUCCAGAUGAACCAGAGCAGCCUCACGCUGCUGAUGGCGGUGCUCGUGCUGCUCACCGCCGUGCUGCUGGCCUUCCACGCCGCGCCCGCCCGCCCUCAGCCCGCCUACGUGGCCCUGCUGGCCUGCGCGGCCGUCCUCUUCGUGGUGCUCAUGGUGGUGUGCAACCAGCACAGCUUCCGCCAGGACUCCAUGUGGGUGGUGAGCUACGUGGUGCUGGGCAUCCUGGCGGCCGUGCAGGUUGGGGGCGCCUUGGCAGCCAACCCCCACAGCCCGUCUGCGGGCCUCUGGUGCCCCGUGUUCUUCGUCUACAUCACCUACACGCUCCUGCCCAUCCGCAUGCGGGCAGCUGUCUUCAGUGGCCUGGGCCUCUCCGUCUUGCAUUUGAUCUUGGCUUGGCAACUCAACCGUGGUGACGCCUUCCUCUGGAAGCAGCUCGGUGCCAACAUGCUGCUGUUCCUCUGCACCAAUGUCAUCGGCAUCUGCACGCACUACCCGGCGGAGGUGUCUCAGCGACAGGCCUUUCAGGAGACGCGCGGCUACAUCCAAGCCCGGUUGCACCUGCAGCACGAGAACCGGCAGCAGGAGCGGCUACUGCUAUCAGUGUUGCCCCAGCACGUUGCCAUGGAGAUGAAAGAAGACAUUAACACAAAGAAAGAAGACAUGAUGUUCCAUAAGAUCUACAUCCAGAAGCAUGACAACGUCAGCAUCCUGUUUGCGGACAUCGAAGGUUUCACCAGCCUGGCAUCCCAGUGCACCGCGCAGGAGCUGGUCAUGACCCUGAAUGAGCUCUUUGCCCGGUUUGACAAGCUGGCUGCGGAAAAUCACUGCCUGAGGAUCAAGAUCUUAGGGGACUGUUACUACUGCGUGUCAGGAUUGCCCGAGGCCCGGACAGACCACGCCCACUGCUGUGUGGAGAUGGGGGUGGACAUGAUCGAGGCCAUCUCGCUGGUGCGUGAGGUGACAGGUGUGAACGUGAACAUGCGCGUGGGCAUCCACAGCGGGCGCGUGCACUGCGGUGUCCUUGGCCUGCGGAAAUGGCAAUUCGAUGUGUGGUCCAAUGACGUGACUCUGGCCAACCACAUGGAGGCGGGGGGCCGGGCCGGCCGCAUCCACAUCACCCGGGCCACGCUGCAGUACCUGAACGGGGACUAUGAGGUGGAGCCGGGCCACGGCGGCGAGCGCAACGCGUACCUUAAGGAGCAGCACAUCGAGACCUUCCUCAUCCUGGGCACCAGCCAGAAACGGAAAGAGGAGAAGGCCAUGCUGGCCAAGCUGCAGCGGACACGGGCCAACUCCAUGGAGGGGCUGAUGCCACGCUGGGUGCCUGAUCGAGCCUUCUCCCGGACCAAGGACUCCAAGGCUUUUCGCCAGAUGGGCAUUGAUGAUUCCAGCAAAGACAACCGGGGAGCUCAAGAUGCUCUGAACCCCGAGGACGAGGUAGACGAGUUCCUGGGCCGCGCCAUCGACGCCCGCAGCAUCGACCAGCUGCGCAAGGACCACGUGCGCCGGUUCCUGCUCACCUUCCAGAGGGAGGAUCUUGAGAAGAAGUAUUCGCAGAAAGUGGAUCCCCGUUUCGGAGCCUACGUGGCCUGUGCCCUGUUGGUCUUCUGCUUCAUCUGCUUCAUCCAGCUCCUCGUCUUCCCACACUCAACGCUGAUGCUUGGGAUCUAUGUCGGGAUCUUCCUGCUGCUGCUGAUCACGGUGCUGAUUUGCGCCGUGUACUCCUGUGGCUCUCUUUUCCCCGAGGCCCUGCAACGCCUGUCACGCAGCAUUGUCCGCUCGCGGGCACACAGCACCGCAGUGGGCAUCUUCUCAGUCCUGCUUGUGUUCACCACCGCCAUCGCCAACAUGUUCACCUGCAACCACACGCCCAUACGAACCUGCGCGGCGAGGAUGCUGAACGUGACACCUGCCGACAUCACCGCCUGCCACCUGCAGCAGCUCAAUUACUCCCUGGGUCUUGAUACUCCCCUGUGUGAGGGCACCGCCCCCACCUGCAGCUUCCCUGAGUACUUCGUCGGGAACAUGCUGCUGAGUCUGUUGGCCAGCUCUGUCUUCCUGCACAUCAGUAGCAUCGGGAAGUUGGCCAUGAUCUUCAUCCUGGGGCUCAUCUAUCUGGUGCUGCUUCUGCUGGGCCCCCCAGCCACCAUCUUUGACAACUAUGAUCUGCUGCUUGGCGUCCAUGGCUUGGCUGCUUCCAAUGAAACCAUCGAUGGGCUGGACUGCCCAGCUGCAGGGAGGGUGGCACUCAAAUACAUGACCCCCGUGAUUCUGCUGGUGUUUGCACUGGCGCUGUAUCUGCACGCUCAGCAGGUGGAAUCAACUGCCCGCCUGGACUUCCUCUGGAAACUGCAGGCAACCGGGGAGAAGGAGGAUAUGGAGGAGCUCCAGGCCUACAACCGGAGGCUGCUGCACAACAUUCUGCCCAAGGAUGUGGCCGCCCACUUCCUGGCCCGGGAGCGCCGGAACGAUGAGCUCUACUACCAGUCCUGCGAGUGCGUGGCCGUCAUGUUCGCCUCCAUCGCCAACUUCUCCGAGUUCUACGUGGAGCUGGAGGCCAACAACGAGGGCGUGGAGUGCCUGCGGCUGCUCAACGAGAUCAUCGCUGACUUUGAUGAGAUCAUCAGUGAGGAGCGGUUCCGGCAGCUGGAGAAGAUCAAGACGAUUGGCAGCACCUACAUGGCUGCCUCGGGGCUGAACGCCAGCACCUAUGACCAGGUGGGCCGCUCCCACAUCACUGCCCUCGCGGACUACGCCAUGCGGCUGAUGGAGCAGAUGAAGCACAUCAAUGAGCACUCCUUCAACAAUUUCCAGAUGAAGAUUGGACUGAACAUGGGCCCCGUCGUGGCAGGCGUCAUUGGGGCUCGGAAGCCACAGUAUGACAUCUGGGGGAACACAGUGAAUGUCUCUAGCCGGAUGGACAGCACAGGGGUUCCUGACCGGAUCCAGGUGACCACGGACCUGUACCAGGUUCUAGCUGCCAAGGGCUACCAGCUGGAGUGUCGAGGGGUGGUCAAGGUGAAGGGCAAAGGAGAGAUGACCACUUACUUCCUCAAUGGGGGCCCCAGCAGUUAG